Eruca vesicaria subsp. sativa (arugula) is the source of this 3400-nucleotide messenger RNA. NCBI's taxonomy places the organism in Eukaryota, Viridiplantae, Streptophyta, Magnoliopsida, Brassicales, Brassicaceae. The record is from the annotation of a GenBank genome assembly.
UAAGUAGUCUUCUUCCAUUUUUUCUCUUUUACAUAUAUGGCUCAUCCAGACACAUUAUUGUAUAUCUGAUCUUGAACUUCUUAGCUACUCUAUCUCAUGGCGCCUUCUUCUUCUUCGCCUCGCAACUGGAGAUACAACGUCUUUGUGAGCUUCCAUGGACAAGAUGCCCGUAAAAGCUUUCUGAGUCAUUUACGCAGGCAGUUUAACGAAAAUGGGAUUACGAUGUUCGAUGAUCAAGGGAUCGAAAGAGGCCAAACCAUCACACCUGCUCUCAAACAAGCGAUUAGGGAAUCAAGGAUCUCGAUCGUGGUGCUCACGAAGAACUAUGCUUCUUCAAGUUGGUGUUUAGAUGAGUUGUUGGAGAUUUUGAAGUGCAAGGAACCAGCCGUAGGACAAAUCGUGAUGACCGUCUUCUAUGGUGUAGAUCCUUCUCAUGUGCGGAAACAAACCGAAGAUUUCGGAAAAGUUUUCGACGAAACAUGUGCUCGUAAAACAGAGGAGGAGCGGCGAGAAUGGAGCCAAGCUUUGACCGUAGCUGGCAACAUAGCCGGUGAAGACUUUAUAAACUGGGACAGUGAAGCGAAAAUGAUGGAGAAAAUUGCAAGAGAUGUUUCAAAUAAACUAAAUGCUACAUCGUCUAGGGAACUUGAUGACAUUGUUGGACUUGAAGCUCAUUUAUUGGAAAUGCUGUCUUUGUUAGAUUUAGAUUAUGAUGGGGUUAAGAUGGUUGCAAUCUCUGGUCCCGCUGGGAUUGGUAAGAGUACCAUUGCCAGAGCGCUGCAUAGUCUACUCUCAAAUGGGUUUCAGCUUAGUUGUUUUAUGGACAACCUUAGAGAAAGCUACCCCACAGGUCUUGAUGAGUGUGGUUUGAAGUUGCGUUUACAGGACCAGCUUCUUUCAAAAAUUUUAAACCAAGAUGAUAUUAGGAUACGCCAUCUAGGUGUGAUCGAAGAAAGGCUACGCUAUAAGAAAGUGCUUAUUAUUCUUGAUGAUGUGAAUAAUAUAAAGCAGUUAGAGGCUUUGGCAAAAGAAACUACAUGGUUUGGUCCUGGAAGUAGGGUUGUAGUAACCACAGAAAACAAAGAGCUUUUGCAGCAACAUGGUAUUGAAAAUACGUAUAAUGUGGGGUUUCCAUAUGAUGAAGGAGCUCUCGAGAUUUUAUGUCGAUAUGCUUUUAGACAAAGCUAUCCACAUAUUGGUUUUAAAAAGCUUGCUAAAAGGGUAACAAAGCUUUGUGGUAACCUUCCAUUGGGUCUCCGUGUAGUGGGUUCCUCUUUACGUGGGAAGAAUGAGGAGGAAUGGGGUGAGAUAAUACGCAGGCUAGAAACUAUUCUUGAUCAUCGAGAUAUUGAAGAAGUACUAAGAGUUGGCUAUGAGAGUUUACAUGAGAAUGAGCAAUCUCUAUUUCUCCACAUUGCUGUCUUCUCCAACUUUAAAGACGGUCAUCUUGUGGAAGCCAUGUUCGCUGACGAUAACUUGGAUAUCAAGUACGGGUUGAAGAUUCUAGCAAACAAAUCACUCAUACAUGUAUUUGACAAUGAAAAAAUAGUAAUGCACAAGUUACUACGACAAGUGGGUAGGCAAGUCAUUCAAAGAGAAGAGCGUUGGAAACGUCGGAUCUUAAUUGAUCCUCAAGAGAUCUGUGAUGUUCUUGAACAUGCCGAAGGUAAAACCGCUGUGUCCGGCAUAUCAUUUGAUAUAUCUGAUAUCGACGAACUGUCUAUAAACCCUAUGGCUUUUAAAAGAAUGCGUAAUCUUCGAUACCUUAGCGUGUACAACAGUAAAAAUGAUGGGAAUAGUAUGAUUGAUAUACCAGAGGCCCUGGAGUUUCCACGUCGUCUAAGGUUACUGCAUUGGAAGGAAUACCCACGCAAGUGUCUUCCUCCUACAUUUCAUCCUGAAUAUCUCGUCGAGCUCAAUAUGAAGGGUAGCCAGCUCGAGCAUCUGUGGCAUGGAAGUCAGCGGAUGACUAAUCUGAAGAACAUGAAUAUGUAUGGUUCUCUGCAUUUGAAGGACCUCCCAGAUCUUUCACAUGCUACAAAUCUUGAGAGAUUGGAUUUGACUAGAUGCGAGAGUUUGGUAGCGCUUCCAUCCUCUAUUGGGAACCUUCACAAACUAGAGAAGUUAUUGAUGCAUAAAUGCAAAAGUCUAGAAAGUGUUCCAACAAAUAUCAACUUGGCGUCUCUUUUGGAUGUUGACAUGGGUGGAUGCUCACGGUUGAGAACCUUCCCAGACAUUUCUACUAAUAUGACGAGUCUCGAUAUAUCAGAGACAGCGGUAGAAGAAGUGCCUGCAUCAAUUAGUAUGUGGUAUUAUCUUUGGUCUCUUUCUAUAAGAGGCACUGGAAAUCUCAAGACCAUAACACAGUUCCACCAAAGUCUAUAUUUGCUAGACUUAAGCUAUACAGAUAUUGACAAAAUUCCAGAGUGCAACAAUGGCCUUGAUGGGGUAGAAUACCUUUAUCUAGCUGGCUGCAGAAGACUCACAUCAUUGCCAGAGCUCCCUGGUUCGCUCAUAUCCCUACUGGCAGAAAAUUGCGAAUCACUGGAGACCGUUUCUUCCCCAUUGAACAUUCCAAAGGCACACCUCAAUUUCACAAACUGCUUCAAAUUGGACCAAAAGACACGAGGAGCCAUUAUGCAACCACGACCGUUUCAUUACAAGUUGGCUAUCUUACCGGGAAGAGAAAUACCUGCAGAGUUUGUUCACCGAGGCCAUGAGACCAUUGGUCCUUUUCCUGCAUCCUCCAGGUGUCAAGCUUGCCUCAGGAUUUCGCGUAACAAUCACAAACAUCCCAUAGAUGAUGUAAAUGUUCAGUUCAGCUAUAGAAUCAUAGGCGAAAGCGGAUAUGCCAUUACUAUAAGCAACGGCGUUGAAGCAUACCCUGGUGAGUCCACAGGAGUUCAAACGGAACAUCUUUGUAUAUUUCAGUGUGACCUGCCUGAAGACGAAUAUAUCCGUCUUAAAUUGGGUAGCGAGAUAUGGUUUGAAUUCAUAAACAGCCCAUUCGAGAGCUGCGAGAUCAUUGAAUGUGGUGUACGAAUCUUGAUGGAGGACGAAGAAGAGAUGAGCAGUGGCAGGAGUAAUAAAUGUGGAUUAGACCAAGUUUCUGGCAGGCGCGAAGUCUUGGAAGAAUCUGACGACGACGACAGUGAUCACACUACAGAUGGACUAUUCAGCUGUGAAUUUGUAUCCACAAUCUUGUUAAACUUUAGCUCUGGACAAGACCAUGAAGCAUCAUUUUCUUUUGCGCAAUUACUUAACUUACACAAAAGUAUCUAAUGAGAUUGUCUCUCUUUAGUUAUUUUAUUACACUUUUCCUUUUUUUUUCACUAAAAUCAUUCCUCCUAAUCUUUACCUUUUGAAACAAUUAAUAGUAAAUGAUCUGAUUAAACAUUCG